This is a messenger RNA of Naegleria gruberi, 1956 nucleotides long. RefSeq lists its product as uncharacterized. The coding region runs from base 1 to 1956 and encodes 651 amino acids. Lineage: Eukaryota; Heterolobosea; Eutetramitea; Acrasida; Naegleriidae. The record is from RefSeq and is a predicted model, not a curated record. Gene Ontology annotation, molecular function: protein binding. Gene Ontology annotation, cellular component: ciliary inversin compartment. The transcript is spliced from 2 exons. Gene Ontology annotation, biological process: protein localization to ciliary inversin compartment.
AUGUAUUAUAAUAAUAUGAUGGCAACUACAACAUCAACUGAAGAACAUGAUAUAUUUCAAUAUCAUUCUAAUUUUCAAAUUCUAUCCAAUGGAAGUAAAUCAACAACAACAACUUCACCUAACAAACAACAACAACCUUUAAAUUCUACCGAUACUACUAUUACUACUACUAACGAUACAUUAUCAUCUCUAUCAACUGAUAAUAUACCAAUGGCUAUUUCACCCUCCUUGUUAUCGGUAGAAGAUUCUACAACAGUCUACAGUACAAGUUGUAAUGAUUCAUCACUCAUGAUGGAUCAACAAUCUUCAUCAUCACUCGUUUCUUCAUCCAUUAUAAACUCAACAAUAUCUAAUAAUAAUAAUAUUAAUAAUAAUAUUAAUAACAAUAACAAUAAUAACAAUAAUAAUAAUAUUAACGGUUCAAUUCCACUAAUAACACUCAACCAAGAACAAAAUGGUUCAGAUCAUGAUGAAUUAAUUGAUGUACAUAGUUCAUCAUCCCCUAAUCAAUCACCUUCACAUUCAACUGGAACACCGACAGAUGAAGAUUCGUUUACCUUCUCCAAUUUAAAUUGUUCUAAUAGAAGUAUUAAUAUUGCAAUAACACCAACAACAAGUUUAAAUGAUUUAACUGUGGAAUCAUCAAGUGAUUCAUUAUUAUUAUCAGAUAAUUAUUCAUUACAAUAUCCUCAAUACUAUUCUAAUCAGACAGAUCCUAAAAAUUUACUUUUCCAAUAUUGUGUUGAGGGAAAGGAAGAUUUAUUUAUUGAAUUGUUAAAAGAACAAAUUGAAUCACCAAAUCAAACAUUGGGAAAUUCAUCACUUGAUGCUAAUAGAGUUUUAACAAGUCAAUUCAUUUAUCAUGAUUUUGAUAAAUGUACUCUAUUUCAUUUAUCAAGUAAAUUUAAUAGAGUCAAUUCAAUGGAGAAAAUGUUGGAAUAUUUACCUUCAAUUUUAACAUUUAAAGAUUCAAAACAAGCUAAUUGUUUAUUUUAUGCAGUUUCUAAUAAUUCAAAAGAAGCUUGUGCUCUAGUUUGUAAUUAUUAUUCAAUGAUAAAUGGUUUAUCAGAUAAGAAAUUUACAAAUGAAUUAGACAUGUAUGGUAAUUGUUGUUUAUAUUUGGCAAUGCAAAAAUCUUUUUAUGAAUUGGCUGAUUUACUUUUAUUAUUUGGUGCUAAUAUUGAUAUUAGUUUUAAAACAGGUGAAACAAUGUUACAUAGAGCUAUAACAGAGAGAAGAUUAGAUAUUGUUGAAUAUUUAUCAAAGAAGGGUGCAAAUUUAUUGAAACAAAAUCAAAAUAAUGAAAAUCCAUUAUUUAAUGUAUUUGUUCAUCAGAAAAAGAAGGAAACCAAUGUAAAUACAAGUCAAGAUAGUAUCAAUAGUACUGGUAGUAAUGGUGGUAAUAACAAGACACCAACAAGUUUAGAAUCACCAACUCAUAGUGCACCACUCUUUUCAUCAAAUAAUUCAAAUUUCUGUAGAAAUGGAGCUCUAUUUUUACAAAAUCUAUUGAAAAGUAAUGCAUUUUCAAGUGAAAUUAUAAUGAAAGGAUUAAAACAAAAGAAUUCUCAUGGACGUACAAUGUUUCAAGAAUGUAUUGUAAAAGGAGAUUUACCAAGUUUUAAAGUACUAGUUGCCUAUUUAACAACAAGAGAAAAUUCAGAACAAACUCUUUCAUGGUUUGUGAAUGAUGUUGAAAAUCAAAAACAAAGAACUUCACUUCAUUUAUCAGUUGCUUACAAACAAUUUCACAUGUGUAAGAUUCUAGUUGAUGCCAUUCCAGGUAUUGCUAAAUUAGAUACACUUGAUUCUGAUGGUAAAACUGCAAUGGAUUUGGCAAGAGAAACAAAUCAGGAAAAUACCAUUCAAUUUUUCAAUGAAAUUCAACAAUUACAGAAAGAAAAGAAAAGUUCUGGAUUUGGUUUUAAAAAAUUAUUUAGAAGACUGAAAAAGUAA